Miscanthus lutarioriparius is the source of this 468-nucleotide messenger RNA. The record is from the annotation of a GenBank genome assembly. NCBI's taxonomy places the organism in Eukaryota, Viridiplantae, Streptophyta, Magnoliopsida, Poales, Poaceae.
AUGGCUGUCUCCACUGGGCUGCUUUCCCUUUCUGAGGCGGCUCAGGGCGAGAGGUUCGCCGCCUUUGUCCUCCGCUCGUUUGUCCGGCCGGUCUCUUCUUCAUCUCCGGUACAUGGUGCUUUCUCCCUUUUGGUGGCUUUCGGUAGAUGCCGCUUCCGCCUUGAGGAGUCAUUUGUUGCGCAGUCCCUCAGUGCUAUCCUCGGAGGACCUGUGGACUCCUUCAAUGUGUGCUUGGUGGAAGAGAGGAUUUUUCUCUUCUCUGUUUCUUGCAAAGAGACUGGCUUCGAAAUUUACAAGCUGAGGGCCUUCAAAUGUGUGGAGUUUGAGCUGUUCUUCCAGCUUUUCAACGAUUCUGGUCUCUCUUUUCUUGGUCCCAUAUUAGCUGUUCACUGGUUUUUCCUUGGGAAGAAGUUGGCAAGAAACCUUCAUAUGCUGAGCUGUUCAGAAGCCGCCCCUCUCGGGUGCUAA